Molecule: messenger RNA, 16789 nt
Organism: Magallana angulata
Lineage: Eukaryota; Metazoa; Mollusca; Bivalvia; Ostreida; Ostreidae
Exons: 7
Coding region: 80-13969 (4629 amino acids)
Molecular function (GO): ubiquitin-protein transferase activity; ATP hydrolysis activity; ATP binding
Source: RefSeq, a predicted model, not a curated record
CCUCAUUCUAGUCUGCCGUAUAACAAAAAUGCAGAUAUUACAAAGGAGACUGCAAGCUGAUAUGUUUUAAACGACUAAAAUGGCAAGUUGGAUGUCCGAAAAAGACGAAUAUUGGGAAGUUUUGAUGCAGUUGGUUCCAACUGUCGUGGAAAAAACUGGUUCAAUACCAAAUACAACACUUAAUCCGUCAAAGUCAACAUCAACUGAAUACGCCGAAGCCUUAAAGAAAUGUUUGCGAAAUAUAACUAUUACUUCAGCAUUUUCAAAAAAAGUGGGAUGUUCCUUUGACUAUGAAGUGUUAGAGGAACAGUCGCCAUGCAAAUACGUGCCUAUUCUUUGCAAGUUUUACAAAAAGUCUGAAUUUGAUAAAUUUGAGACAAAUUUUUAUAAUCAUUACGUUGCAAAAAGCCUUGAGAAUUAUCUUGUGUCUAUGGGCUUUCUUUUUGAACUGGGCAUAACCCCUGCAAAAUCAAACAAAGAAUUCAAAUUGGAAGUAGUCAUUGAAAGGAAAUACUUUACUCAAAAGCCGUUGAGUGCAUUGGAUAGUUCAAAGACAAGGGUUUCUAGAUUGGAAUCGGCAGAAAGGAUAGCUGAAGGAAUUGAAACCCAAAAGGUAUCAUUCAGGAUCUACAUUCCAGAAGAUACAAAAAGAAUUUUGAGAGUCACAAUGCUUAGCGAUCAAGAUAAGGAACUUAAUGGAGCAAAAUUAAAAAAUAUUUCUGGUACCAAUUUGUGGGAAGUUGAUGUAUUUAUUCCAUGCUGCAAAAGACAUGUUAAGUUCUCUUAUUGUAUUGUUUUUGAUUCGUCAGUACAGUUCAAUGUUUGGGUUCUAGGAAAGGUAAAAAUGUUCGAGAAAACCAAAGAAGUAAACACUAGCUCGUUUCAUGCCUCAGUAAAUUCAUCUUUGAAAAUUCAAACAGCAUCGUCUAAUGACAUAGAGGAAGGAUAUUAUUCUCAUUGCCUGUACAUUUUACAAUCUGCAGUGGAUGGAUAUGAACUAGAUUGUAUUACACAAAUAGAUGAACUUAAGGAUAUUUCACAUCAUUUGACUUUGAUGCAAAAGCAAGGCGUUCUCGAAAAAAUAGCUCAGACAUUACAAAAAAGUCCUUACAUGAAAAGAGCAAGCUUUGUUGGGUUUUUAUGCAUCAUGGCACAGAUGGAAAUACCGGAUUUGAAAAUAGAGAAAGUUUUGCCGAAUAAAUUUGCAGAAAAAGUGUUCCUUCAAUGUCUGUCUGUUACGUGCAUUCCAAAACCACUACAAGUUUUAUAUUUUGAGAUAAUGGCAAAAUUUUACAACCAUGCAUACCAAGAGAAUGCAAAUUUUUUGUCAUUUUGCAACCAUAUAUACUUUCAUUGUGGUCCAGAAAUUUGCAGCAAAAUGCUAUCUAAAUGGAAAUCAUUAGGAAAUGUUUCUACUUCCUUGCAUCCACAUGAUGGUGGACAUGCCAAACAUGUUUUAAAAUCCUUAGUUUGGAAAGUUUUCCAAAAUGCUGAACACUCUUAUGAAAAUUCAAAGGCAAUAAGAUUCAUAGAAAAACUUCAACGGUUCUUAUCCCUUGAACUCCAGAUUGAACUGUUAGAAGAAUUGAAGUCAAGUCCCAUAAGUUUGGAUAUACCAGUAGAAAUUUUGCGUUCAACAUGUGAAAGAAAAAUGCAUGAACUUUCCAAAAAAGGAGAGAUUGUUAACAUCAUAACUGAGUGGAAUAAAAUGCUAUCUUGUGAUGUACUCUCAACAGAUAAACUCCGUGAAACAGUUAAAAAGUGUCUGAUUGAAAGUUUUGAUAAGGCAAUCGACUCUCAGUUACAUGAUGCAUGUAGUUUACUUCAAGACAUGUGCGUUAACAAUACUCUUUUAAAUGACACUGGUUCUAAAAUUCAACUAAUGAAAAAAUUCGCCACCUCUAUGAAUGAAGGUAUUCAUAUGUUAGUGGCAGUUUGUUUGAGAGAAAAAGGUUUUAUGGAAAUCCCAAUUGAUGAAGUGGAAUGUAUCGUACUUAACUGGUUUGAUCAUGCAUCAAAGCAUCAUUGUGGAAACAUAUUUGAAAGAACAAAGCUUUCGGAUUCUCUGCUGAAACUGUAUUCAUAUGUUGGAGAAAUUUUAUCGAACUCAUCGCUUAGUUUACAUGCAGGUCUGACGAGGAAGCUAGAUAGGAAAGCAUUUGACUACUUGAAAGGAGUUGACAUCGUCGAUUUAGUCAAAAUUGUACCAAAAAUGGAGAUAUUGGAAGACGAACAUUUAGAAGACAUGCUAAAAAAUCACAUAAACGAACUGUUUAAGGAAGGAAUAAAAAAUGGAGACUUGAGUAAACAAGAUUUGUUUGGACAUAUUAAAACAAGUGAAGUGAAUUCUAGACUUACUCUAUACUUUUUUUCGACGCUUGUUGAAUGUUCAGGAUUAAGGGAGAAGAUGGAGUUGGAGGAGUCAUUAGAUGUUAUCCUAAGUACUCACGAUUUGUGGAAAUGCGUAUUGACCGCAACCGGUAAAAAACGAGACGAAUUAUGGGAAGAGACACUUGUUAUUAAAGCUAAGAAAACCAUCCUAGACCUUAAGCAAGCAAUUGAAAACAAAACAAUUAAGUUAAGAUUAUUUAUGAAUCUUCAAGGAAAGAAAGAUUUGUGCCUAGAAAUGUUUACUUAUGUUCAGCAAAAUAAGUUUGAAGAAACAACAAACGAAUGGCUACAAAUGAUUGAUGAAAUGCAAUCUAUUUCACAGAAUAUGAGAAUAACAAUUGAUAUGUUUGAAAUUGCAAAACAGAAAGCUGGUAUGCAAACACUAGACAUUGAUUGUGUAGAAUUCUGCUUGAAGUUUUUGCAAGAGACAAAUCAAAAAUUGAUUGAUGGAGAUUUCGCUAUUACAGAAACUAAAGAUCUCGUCAGAUAUAGUAGUAAGUUGCAAGAAAUGUGGGACUUUUCUAGAAAUGUUGAAGAAGUUGUCAAAUCAGAAGUAUUUUGGAAUAUAUCUUCACAGUUUGUAUUUGAUUUUGACAGCGUAGCAGAAUUUCAAGAAGAUGAUGAUACGUUCAUUGGUAUUGCUUUACUUUUUGAAGAAAAUGAGGCAGAAUCAGAUGAUCCGACAGCAAAUAGUCUCUAUAUCGGUUGCUCUUUUUUGAGACAUUUGUCUGUUACAGUAUAUACAAAGUAUAAAGACUUUUGGUUUCCACUUCUUUCAGGGAAAGAUGUUCAUAUGUCAACAUUGCAGAAAAAUUUAGAAAACGCCAAUAUCAUGCAAGAGUUGAACAUUGCUAAAAAAAUAUGUCGAUGUACAGCAAAUGCAGAAGUUCUUAAAGCUUUAAAGAUGUAUAAUGAAUUUGAAGAACAAAGCGAAAAAGUUGUUUUGAUGAAAACUGUUUUAAACGCUUUUGGGGUAGAUGUGAAGAAAGAUGACAGUUUUCAAAGAGCAUUAUCGGAGUAUGAAAAGUUGUUAGAUGGAGACAUUGAAGACAUGACAUUAUUUCACAUUGGCUCAUCAUUAUUAUUAGUGGGAAACGUUGUUAACAUUGUUGAUAGCAAUAUGGUGGCCAUAUUACAUGAACUGCAAAAAGCAUCUAUGCUGAUUAAGUUUUUAAAGACAGUUGUUGAUGAAGAUAUAAGAAACUUAAUUGAUGCUGUAGAAGAACAUUCCGAACAAUACGUGAGAGAGUCGACUGUGUCCGAUCUUAUAGAAGUAAAACGAUUUCUUCAUCCUCUAUUGAAACACACAUAUGAUGACAACAUUCAAAACUUUUUUACAGCAAUGAAUAGAUCAAAGGAAAAAAGUGGUAUUAAGAGAGUUGAGCAAAAAAUUCAUGAAUGCGCAAGUAAUUUACACAGUUUAAAGGCUUUGUACAAUCAUGUUGCAAAUAGAGGUGAACAUACGAAGGAAAUAAUUGAAAAUAUUGUCAAACGAGGUGUUUUUCAUUUCAGUUUAAAAGAAAAAGAAUGCGACGUUGAAGUUGAAUAUAAACAAGACAAAAAAGUCCACGCAUACUCAAAGAGCUAUCUUAAUGAUUUAAGAAGCAGAGCCUUGUUAAUUUUGAAUACGGAGGAAAAGCAACCAGAGAAACUCCUCAACUCCCAGAAUAAAAAAGAACACCUUUCACCAUUUAUCAAAAUGGUUGAUACAGCUUUAGAUAUUGGGCAUAUGUGUGUUCUUUUAAAAGGGGCUGGUCAUUUUCAGUACGUAAAAUUUGAACAGAGGAAAAAAAAAGAUACAUUACAAGAUCUUUUUAUGGAACUAAAAUCUAAAUAUGAGGAUUGGUGCAAAGUGUUAAGUGAUUGCCGCAAACGUUUUUAUUUAAUGAAUUACAUUCAUUCAGAUCAAUUACAAUUGUUGUACAACUUCACAAAAUAUGGAAUCUUCAAAGAUUCUGUCAUAACCAUAUUGAAGUUUAUCAAUCCUGCUUUGAAAGACAUGGAAAGCAUUUUAAACAACUUAAGACAAAAACACGAAGACGGCUGCCCGGAAAAAAAUCUGGAAGCAUUGGGUCAAACAUUAGAAAACAUUGGAAAAGGUUUACUAUCGACUUCGGAAAUGAUGUUUGACAGAAAACCAAGUAGCAGACUUACCGACAUAGUACAAGCUGGACAGAUUUAUGUCACGGCAUUGGAACCAGACAGCCAAUUGGUUGUCAGGACAGUACUAGCUUUGCACUGGCACACAACCUAUAAAAUACCGUUUGCACACAACAUUCUUUUGUGUAAUAGAAAUACAAGUCAGGAUGAGAUUACAUUGCUUUUAAAUAGAUGUCUAGGAUGUGACAAUGCACAACUUUUCUCAAUUGCAAAUAUUGAAAUGUUAGCUCACGAUACUCAGGACUUUUUAGUAGAAAGUUUACAGAAUUUUCAAAGUAACCAUUUGUUUCAUCUUGCGUUGCUGUUUAGGGGAGACAGUCAUCAUCCUUUUCUUGAGAAGUUUGCCGAUCUACUGAUGCGACCAAAACCCAUUACAGAAAAUGAAUUGCAGGAAUUCUUGAAUAAAAAAUAUCCAAAUGUGUUAACGGUGACCUCGGAAGUACCCGGUCUAGGCAAGAGCGAAGAAAUACAAAGACUGGCAUUGAAGAAAGAUAAAGGCAAAGUAACUCUGCACAUAAGUGGAAUAUUCAAUAGAGAAAACAUCAUAGAGGAAUUGACAAACUUAGAAAUUAAAUCUUAUCAUGUUCUGCAUAUAGAUAUAGGGCCAGUAGAUGAACCAUUUCAGCUUGAUGCAUUUUUAUUUGAAUUGAUCGUUUUGAAGCACGUUUCGGCAAGAAAAUUUGCGUUUCAUUUGCAAACAGACUACAUUUGCGUGGAAAUUGCUAAUUCUAUUAAUCAGGAAUUAAGUAAUUCAUUGCCAACUGUGACCAGUUUUAGAAGAAAACAUCUUGUGUGGAACAACUACAAUGACAUGUUUAUAAGUCAAGAAAUUAACAGUUCUGUUCAGGUAGUCUGCCACUACCUUAAACUCAAGGAUUCGGGACUGUUAGACCAAUCAGAUAUCUAUUUUACUGGUGAGGCAAAAGUUGGUCCAUUAUCUCCAUCCGUGUGUAGGAACCUUUUGCAGAAACAUUUUUCAGCAUCAAGUGACAUGUCUUUUUCCAUCGUGAACAUUUUUCUUGGAGUUCUGGCAGAUCAACUAAAAAAAUUAUCGUCCAGUGUGUUUUUUAGAAUGUCAAAUAUUCAGCAUAAGUAUGUCAAAAGUGAGCUUGUAACUGCUUUGGAAAAAAUGUCAAUAGAUUUCUCAUCAAGAUCUAUAAAUGCAUGUAGAUCAGCACAAGCUACUUCAAUGGGUUAUGUUAAUUCCCCACAAAAUGCUGAACAUGACUUUUCCUUAACCUCGGCAGAGGUUUUAGCCAAAAGAACAGAGGGCAUGAUUAGAUGGGAAGAUAGUAAUCACUUAAUGGUAUUAUUUCAUUAUGAUCUUCAGACAGUUUCUGCAUUGUACAGAAAUAAAAAUAAAGUUCCACAACAGAUCGCUAAUCUGUUUGAAAGUCAGUUAAAGAAAGAACUGGACAAUUUUGCUGAAAAAAAUCAGGAAGAAUUGAUAUCAAUUUUAUUAAAACUAGUUCAACACCCUUCCAAAAUGAAUGCAGAUAUAUUGAAUGAAAUGUCGAAACGAUAUGCAUUGACAUCAGACAAUUUGUUGAAAAUGGUCCUGAUUGUUUUGAGAAUACAAGGCCGCCAGCCUAUCAUAAUCAUGGGGGAGACUGGCUGUGGGAAGACUUCUCUGAUAAGAUUUCUCUCAAAGAUUUGCCAGAUUGAUUUUGAAAUAUUGAGUAUACAUGCAGGUGUUACAGAAGAAGUUAUUUUAAGAAGAAUCGAUGAGUGUGAUACAAAAGCAAAGAAAAACUUUUGCAGAGGCGUGUGGUUAUUUUUAGAUGAAAUAAAUACUUGUGAUCAUUUGGGACUGAUAAGUGAUGUAAUUUGCCAUCACCAAUGUAAAGGAAAACAGUUGGCCCCAAAUCUAAACAUUCUAGCUGCAUGUAACCCAUAUAGACUUCGUUCUGACAAAACACUUUUAACUACGGGGCUUCAGGGGAAAAUCAAAACUGACCAUCUUUCAAAAUUAGUGUAUAGAGUGCUUCCGCUUCCAGAAACAAUGAUUGAUUUUGUCUGGGAUUACGGUAGCCUACAGAAGCAAGAUGAGAAAUCUUAUAUAGAAAGAAUGGUACAAGACGUGUUUCCAAAAAAAAGGUUUGUUGAACUGUUUGUUUCUUUACUUAUCAUGUCCCAACAAUUUGUAAAGGAUGAAGAGGGCAGUGAUUGUUGUGUAAGCCUCAGAGAUGUCGAAAGAUGUAGAAGACUUGUGAAAUGGUUCAUAAAUACUCUAAAGAAGAAGGACAUGAACCAAAUCUACAAAACAAAUAAAGUUGAAUGCGAUGCAAUAAUACUUGCUUUAGGAAUAUGCUAUCAUAGUCGUUUUGCCAAUAAUGAGGUUCGGAAACGUUAUAGAGAGAAAAUUGCGAAAUGUUGCAGAACAAUGUCAGAACUUCGAUUGAAUGGAGAAAAAGACAUUGAAAAUAUUAUAAUUGAACAACAAGAUGAUAUUUUAAACAGAAUGGAACUUCCAUUAGGCACUGCCAAAAAUACAGCUCUAAGAGAAAAUGUAUUUGUUAUUUUGGUUUGCAUAUUGAAUCGUAUUCCUGUAUUUGUUGUUGGUAAACCUGGAUGUAGCAAGUCUCUGUCAAUGCAACUUAUUAGAAGUAAUCUCAGAGGAAAAGAUUCAUCUGAUUCGUUCUUCAGGUCAUUACCACAAUUGUAUUGUGUGUCUUUUCAGGGUUCUGAGUCAUCAACAUCUGAUGGAAUUAUCAAAGUUUUUGAAAAAGCACAGAAUUAUCAAGAUCACAAUCAAUCUGAAGAUGUUUUAUCAGUUGUUAUCCUUGAUGAAAUUGGUCUUGCUGAAAUUUCUCGUUUUAAUCCAUUAAAAGUUCUUCACAAUCUUUUGGAACCAGAAAACCAAGUAACACCAAAUGUUUCUGUUGUUGGAAUUUCAAAUUGGGCUCUUGAUUCAGCCAAAAUGAAUAGAGCUAUUCAUCUUUCAAGACCAGAGAUGGAUGAAAAGGAAUUGUAUGACACUGCUUUAUCAAUAACUGAAUCUUUGAUGGGUGAAUCUUGCACAUUACAGGCAAUAAGGUUUUCAGUUAAAAAAAGAGCUAAAGCUGGAAAAGUGACAGAAGAAACAAAAAAGCUAUUACAAAGUCUUGCUCAUGCAUAUUGGAUGUACAACAAAAAUCAGAAGUACAAAAAUUUCCACGGCCUUAGAGAUUUUUAUUCUCUUACAAAAUACAUUGGUAAAGGUAUACUUCUUGACAAACAAAUCGAGCAAAGUGAUGAUGUUAUUUUACGUGGUCUUCUAAGAAAUCUCGGAGGACUUUCAACAGAACUAAGAAAAUCAAUGUUAUUAGAUUUUCGACAGUGCCUUUACAGAAACCAGCAUAUUGAUAUUGGUGUAUUAGAUCUAAUACAAGACAAUUUGAAAGACCGUCAAAGCAGACAUCUUAUGUUGAUAACAAAUGGCGAUGCUGUUUUAAGUGUCCUUGAAGACGCAGUGAAAGAAAUGAAUCGUCAGCAUGUUGUCAUCUUCGGUAGUCAGUUUGAAGAGGAUCUGACAGAUGAAUAUAAUUAUCGCAUUCUGAGUCGAAUUAUUUUGUGUAUGGAACAGGGAUUAGUAUUGAUAUUAAAAGAUUUGGAAAAUAUUUACGGAAGCCUGUAUGACAUGCUAAACCAAAACUACACAGUGGUUGGGAGUAAGAAAAACUGUCGAGUGGCUCUUGGUCCGUACAGCAACCCAAUGUGCCAUGUUCAUGAGGAUUUCAAAUGCAUUGUCCUGGUAGAAGAAUCAAGACUUGAUUAUUCUGAUCCGCCUUUUCUGAAUAGGUUUGAAAAGCAGCAGUUUAGAUUUGAAGAUAUGAUGAAUGCUAAAACGAUUGAUAUCAGAGAUAGUCUUGUUAGAUUUACUAAUGAUUUUUGCACAAUUAAUGGUUAUUCGUAUAAACCUGAAAAUGUAUUUGCCCUCGCAGGAGAAAACCUUAUUUCAUCUCUUGUAUUGAAGGUGCAAAAAGAAGUCAGUAAUGAAGAGCAAAUAAUCCAAAAAUGUCAAAAUCAAUUAUUAUGGAUAACGGCACCAGAAGCAAUGGUAAGAAUAAGAGAUACAGUACUUUGGGGAAAACAACCACAUACAGUUAAUAAGCUUGAAAAAGAGUUUUACAGUUUACCAAUUCACGAUGGGUUACUAAAACUUUUAGACUUUUUGAAUUCAAAAACUUGUCUUGAAAUGGAAAGUUUUAGAGAACCGCACUCGCCGCACUCGAACACAUCAUUUGCGGUUGUGUUUACACAUGAUUACGAACUACAAUCUUUGCAUGCCCCAUGUAGCAGCAUCAAAUUUGAAAGGCUUAGAAACUUUAAAUCAGAGAAACAACUUAAUCAAAAUAUACAAGAAUUUUUUGACUCUGAUUUAAAUCAAUUUCUUCUUCAUUGUGAUGCCACUGAAGACGCUGAACAUAUUCUUCUUGCAAAAUCUAUCAUAGAAAACUGCAGCAGAGGUGCCAAAAAAAUAAUGGAGCCAAAAAGUGUUUGCAUGAUAUGUCACAUAGAUAGACAGGAUUUUAAACAAGAACGAGUUACGCAAAUAAAUUUUUUAUCUGGUUGGAAUCUUGCAAUGCUCGAUAAUUUAAGUUUACCAAAAACACCACUACCCAAACUCAUAAGUUUUGGUAUUGAAGAUAUAUUCAAAACAAGAAGACCACUGACGGAAACAAUUCGGAACCACAUUUUUUGGGCAUUUACUACCAUCCAGUAUGUUGUAACAGGUCAUACUGCAGAAAAAAUGAUGAAAAUGUUGUGCAAUCUCAAGGAAGCAGACCAUUGUUUGUCUGCAAUCGAAGAAUUGGUCUUUUUAAAUAUAAUAUCUCCCAAAGCAAUUAAAGAAAACUGGCAGAGGCACGUUGCGUUUAACGAACAUGCUCUGGUGAAAGCGUCCUCCUAUAUGAAUGCCUUGGAACAGUACUUGUUGGACCAAAUAAAAAAUCCUUUGUGUAAAAUUGUAUUGAAACUAGAAGAAGCUAAUGCAUUUGAUUGUGUGUUUGUCAAAGAUAAUUGCCAGGAAAAAAGGAUUGCAUUGUGGAAAAAACUUAUCAAAAUGGAUAGUUUAGUGGAUAUAACAGAUAUUCCAAAUCCACUAGGGCCAGAGUCCUACACUUGCAGCUCUGAAAGAGUGUGUAUGAAAUUUCCAUUCAGUUAUGUUGUGAUAUGCAGAGUUGAAACAUUUAAAGAUGAUUUUUUAAACACAAUCAGGCAGCUCAAAACUAUGUGUGACAUCGCUGAAGAUGAUGAAAUUCCAUCAAGUGUAUUGUCAGAUCUUGUCGGAAAAUACAAUGACAUUGUGGAACAAAAUUUAAUAGAAAUCAAAGAUGAAGAUUAUCCGGAAAAGUUUAUUGAAUAUCAACACGAUUUUUACCUUAUGAUGUCUUCACAUGAAACAGGAGUUCUUGAUGAAGAAGAAAGGGUUCAACUCAUGAAGUUGACGGAAAGACUUUUUGAUUCAGGAGAGUCUCAUGAUGGCUUUUCAUUGCAAGUUACCAAUCUUCAUGUUUUGUAUUGGCUCCAUAGCGGAGUUUUCAAUUCUGUUAUUAAAGUCAUGGAUGUCGUGAAAAAAUAUACAGAUGUUUCAAUGGAGAGUUUUUUUCCUGAAAAAUACAAAAAUAGCGAUUUUGAGGAAAAUGAGGAGAGGGAUAUAUUCGUAGACAGAUUGUGCAGGAUUUUUCUACCAACUCCGAACUUCAUGAUUCAAUUACAAUCAGUGCAAAAUUGGCAAUAUUUAGUCGGUGGUAUAUUGCCCUUUUUUGCUGAAAUAUCACUUAAUUGUCCAUCAAUACACAAUCUACGAUUCUGUAAUGAUGUAGCACAAACUUUGCAAACUUUGAACAACGAAGCUGCUGUACAUAUUUUAUCAACGUUUGGAGAUACUUUAAGUAAUGGCUUGGACCUCGAAUGCAGAGAAAUGUUUGAAUUUGUAAUGACUCAGGUUAACGUAUUAGUAAAGGAAAAGAACGUAGGGGUUGAAAGCAUUCAACGUUUGCUUUGUCAGUAUCUUUCAAGAAGUAUUUCCUUAAAUCAAGAACAAAAUGCAACAUUGACUUUUUUUUUGGAAACAAUAUCUCUCGAUUCAGUAGUAGACAAAAAUUUAAAUUUCUUUGGGCCCGUUCUUGAAAUCGUUGUUGACACAGAAAAUGAAAAUGAAGUUCUAUUUGAUUUAAUUGAUAUGAACUUAGAGGAGCUUGAUCAUGGAGGGUACUUGUAUUCCAUAAACCAAUGCAUACGAUGCAAAAAUCAAGAUUCAGAUUCAAUAAUAUCUUCGCUCAUGGUUACAACGUUACAAAAUAUUUAUCGAGAGAAAGUUAAUCCAACAGUCUUGGAGAGCACUGAAGGAAAUUCUCAUCAAAUAUUUAAGUUGGCAUUCAGGGCUUCUACUGUAUUGCAAAAACACACGGCAUGUUCCCUCAAUCUUGUUGCAUCCAUUGCAUUUCUACGGGCUUUAAUAGAUGCAUUUGUUAUAUUACUAGAAAAAAAUAAAAUGAAUGCAGCUGCCAUUCCAAUUAUCACAGACACUAUUAAUGCAUUGAUGGAAACAGGUGAUGAAGAAAACGAAUUUGGAGAUCAACGAACUGAGUGUCUCCUGGUGUAUUUCUUAAAAUGUUUAUCAUCAAUAAUAGAUGGUUAUGAUCUCAGAAAAAAAUUAGUUAUCUUAGAAAAAAAAUUGCCGGCGUUGAAAGCACUAGAUUGGGAUGACGUACAUCUCGCCAGGAGUCUGACGUUUGAUCCAAUGUUCAUGUAUAGAGCGAGUGAUGAGCCUUUGUCAAUAAUAGAAAAAGCAGACAGGAAGAGUUUACAAGAAAUAAUUGAACAGGCAACAGCCGACAGUCAAAACAUGUUGUCCCUGGCUGGAUGCAUUGCAAACUGUUUUUACUUUAAGAGUCAGCAGAAAGAACUGAAUGACAACCAAAAAGCAGUUAGUGAAUACAUCGUUAAAAUGAUGCAAACAAACGUUCCAAAUAUCCAACUAAGAGUUGUUAAAGUUUUAUCAAGGAACGCAGAUUUUGCUCAUCCAAUGUUCAAUAUUGACACUGAGACAAAAUCACCAGACAUUCAAAUUGUUUCUGUAUUGAUCCAUUUAUUAUGCUUAAUUAUUUACAAAGGAGAAACUGGAAACUGUUGGUAUGAUAUUCUCACUGAUUUCAACAAAAUUCAAUCUAAGUAUUUACCUGGAAGUUCCUCUGAACAGAGCAAACAACAUUGCAUUGAUAUACAUUUUUGCAAUCAUUGUAAUAUCAGAUUUGUUUGCACGAAGUCGAUGUGUCCAAAAUGCCAUAGGGAGUGUCAAUCCCAUUUUGUUUGCCAGAAAGAUACAAGCACUUGUAGAAACUUAGGAUAUGAAAAACCUGCUUUGCAGUUAAUAACAAUAACUAAUAUCCUUUCACCAGUUACUUGUCAUUUAUUGCAAUUUUUUAUACAUGGAUGUGUCUUGUUAUCACACGCCGUCAAAGAAGAUGAUGCUGGUCAACUAAAGACCCUGCUUUGUGUUGAACAAUAUCCUGAGGAUUACUUAGUUGAGAUUUUGAAAAUGAAGUGGAAGUAUUUAAAAACUCUAACUCAGAUGGAUAAUGAGGAUCUAUGUACCCUAAUUCAUGUAGUGAUUCAUGAUAUGGAAACUGUUUUUACACUAAGUAAACCCCCUUUUCAUUGUAAAACAGAAACGGAAUGUGAGCAGGUCGAAAAAGAUUUUCAGUCACAUCUUGAAAAUACUAUUCUGGAAAAAUACUUACGUAUUGGAAAAGCUCGAAUAUCAUUAAACGAAAGAUUUGGAAUAACUCCACAUUCUUUGGAAAGCCAGAUCCAGGAACUGUGUAUAAUUAAAGAAGUUCACGAGAGAGAACUUAUGCUACCUAGACUAUUUCGUAUGACAAAUUCUGCAUCAAACCAUGGGCUUCUAGCACAAGUGUUUCUGGGAAAUAAUCAUGUCAAAUACCCCCUUUUAAGUUUGAUUUUGACAAAGCAUGAUAUCCUCGCACUUCCAAAAUAUAUAUUACCAAUAUUACGUUGGCAUCAUUCAACAGUAUCGAUUGGAAGUUACAAGAUGAAAAAAGUGGACUGUAAAGAAGAAACAAUAGAGAGUUUUUUAAGAAAGGAAAGUGAUGAGAAAAGGAGACGUCUUCUGAUAAAACGCUUCGAGGAAUUCAAAACUUCAUGGAAUGAGUUGCAAAAGAAUCAAACUCAUUUAUUUAAAUCCCAGUUAAAAGAGGCAAAUACUCUAUCUACCAACAGCAAAGUCAUCAAAUGCAUUAUUACAGACGACGAUUCUAUAAUACAGAAAGUAUUAAAAGAACUUGUACAAGUUCAAAACUAUUUCAUUGACUCUUGUUUACAAUUUGCAUCACGUUCAAAUGUCCCAUCACUUUACUUUUUAAUGACGAGUGAACAAUUGUCUCAGGUGAAAUCAACUUCUUUGUGGGAAUUGACUUCAAAAGACAUAAUAGAAUUUAAUUCACUUAAUAAAGAUAUCCUUCAGUAUUCACAGUGCAAGCCGGACAUUGGAGAAGGACAAGACAGGUGUUAUGAUCUGCAGAAAAUAGAAAAUGAGUUAGCGCAUGAUCUUAUUUUGGAAAAACCGUAUAUUUCUAUGACACACACUUUUCCAAGAAUAUUAUUUGUGGACGAACUGUUCCAAAAUACAACACAGCUGCUGGAAAACAUAAGAAGAAGUAUUCAUCAAGAAAGGUUACCUCAAAUCAUUUUAAAUAGCAUUGAAAAAAUAAAAGAAAUUGGUAGUUCCCAAAUAGUUGAGCUUAUGACAGUUCUUGGAAUGUCACUAUCUCUUUUAAAAAAGACGACAGGUGAUCCUAGUUUACCACUGACAGAGUACCUUGAAGGUUGGAAAAACAUAGCUAUUUUUCCAGUGGGAUAUAAACGUCUUUUACCAGAACAAGAAGAUGUGGUGAAGUUAUGCCAUGUUGUAAAUAUGUACGUAAAACUCGAAGAAUUAAACGGAGAAUCAAUUCUAGAUACACUUGAUUUAAAAUACAAAGACGAUCUGCCCCCUGAGGGGAAAGGAAAACUUGAAACCGUAGGAGGUAGCUACGUAGGUCAUCUCGAAGUGUUGGCAGAAGCAUUAAAGGUUUUUAUUCACAGAUGUCUAGCAGUACAAGAUAACACAGUUUCUGUUGAUCAGCAGCUGAUUGAUUACAUAAAAGAUGAACAGUUUUGGCCCCAAGGAAAUUUAGAAGAUGGCCAGGUGUCUGUAGGAACACAUAAGAUGAAACUUACAGAAAUUGUCUGCUGUUCGCUGUGUGUAAAACAUAUUUACAAUACAAUUAACUUUAUUCAGGAUUUUAUUAAGGAAAAGCAAGAAAUGAAUCAAAACCUAUCUUCAAUUGCGGCUUCAUUUCAUGCUGCUAAAGAUCCUAGCACGUCAGCUUCAAAAAAGAAGAAUAUCAGAAAAAAAUUUGGAAAGACUUAGUUGCACUGUGUUCUUAUUUUGUCCAGUUGAUGUUCACGCGAAGGAACUUAACGACAGGUAAAAAACAUUGAUGAAGUUUGGGACAAGCUAUGCAAGAUUAAUUCUUAUUCAGGAGUAUGAUGAUUCUAUUUUCCAGUGUGAUAUAUUGAGUGUUAAAUGAAAGCAUUUGUAAAUAUUUGCAAAGAGUGCUAUUAGCAUAAAUAUGUAACUAUAAAUCACAGAGUAAUUAACAUAUAUUGCACUGGGGUUGUAGCAUUAGAAAAAUGUGUUUUUGGUGUUUUCUUUCUCUUUUUCUUUAUGAUUCAGGAUGCAAUAGUUUUAAAAAUGUUUGCAAUGCAUUUCUCUGAUGCCUUGUACAUGACUAAUUGCCUCAUAUGAGAACACGUUGAAAAUGACAAUUUUUAGUGCACACAUCAUGUAUAUAUACAUGUACACAAAGAGUAGAAUACUUCCAUUUGAUUUUUUUUUGCCUCGUCGUAUUGCGUGGUUCUUAGGUAUCUGGGUGAGUUGUAAAUCCAGAAAACGGAAUUCACUGCACUUUCAUAUUUUAUGAUGUAUCGAGAAGCUUAUUUUGCUAUAGAGGUUAUUGUGAAAUGAACGGUUAUUAAAAACCGUUAUUUUACAUGACAUGUUGCAUUAACUGUGAAUGAAAGGUCAAUAUAUAAACCUUUUAUAUUGAUAUAUAUGUAAUGCACAGUUAAUAACAAUUACAACAAUGCAAAUGAUUGCUUUAUUGUGAAGAUUGUUUAUGUGCAUAGUUAUAUUAUUUACUUGAUUAAAAUGGAGUGUAAAUAAAAAAACCAGUUACAAACUUUCCUUUUUGGCGUAACUGUUUGUAAAUAUAAUAAGUAUACAAGGAAUUCCAAUUGCAUUAUUGAUUUUUCAUGCUAAUAAAAUGAAUAUAUAUUAUAUUAUCAUUAUACGUCAUUAUAAAUGAUGCAUUUUUCUUGCACGGAAUAUGAUUUUUUAAAAAUAAAACGUAAAAGAUCAUGUAAAAAUACUUAUGAAAUAUCGUUUUCCAUAAAAAGUAAUAAUUUUAAUUUGUUUCAGAAGUUGCAAUAUUAAAAACGUCUAAGUAGUGUAUUACUAUUGUUGUCUACACACGUUAUAAAUGUAAUCGAUACUUUAUUUAAACUUAAAUUUAAAAUGCUGGGAACCUUAUAAUCAACUUUUAUUCGCGUGCGCGGUAAAUAUUCGUCAUCGCAAACCAUCUAUGUGAUAUUAUUCAUUUCAAAAGAUUUAAAACAUAUAAGACUUCACUCCAAAAAGUUUGCAAUUGCAUAGCAAAAAAAGUUGUAGCAAUAAAAGUUUUCGCCCUCCCCGUUUUCCGUUUUGUCCUGUGUUUAACAAUUUAAGAAAGACAUAACAUAUAGAUCAUAUUUUAAGAUAGGGGGCAAUGACCAUCAACCCCUUUUGUACGAAUUAUGAUUUUGAAAAUUGACGAUGAGAUUUUUUCUUUACUCUUUUUUGUAUUGUCAAUUAUUUUCUGUGUAAGUCCUCUCCUCCAAUUUAUAACACGGUGUUACGUACCUUGUUUUGACAAACAAAUUUUUAUGAUUCAUAAGAACCGCACAUAUGGUUUUUCACAAAAAAGUUUCAAAUUGUUAAAAGUUAUCAUUAAUAAAUAAUGCAUUUAAUAAAUUGCAGAUACUAAUUAUUCAUAUUUUAAAAUAAAUACGCAUAAUACCAGUAAUACAGUUCGUAUGUAAAUGAAAAACGGAAAAAGCACUGUAUAUUCACUUGCAUUAUGUUAUUUCCCUCAGUUUCUUUUGAUGUUAGAUAUACUUUUUUAGAAUUAAAUAACAAAGUUGAAAAGAUUUCUGCGAUAUGAACUUAGUUUGUGAUCAAAUCAACUUAAAAACCGCAUGAUUUGAUUACGCCCCACCAGCGUUAUUAUCAUAGUAAACUUUCUAAGAUAGUAUGUAUUUCUAUGAUUACUUUGUAAAAGACGCGCUAUUUUAUUUAUGCUCAUAACUCACUGUUUAUUUACAUAAUAAACCAUCAGGCGAACUAUUAUAUUGUUAAGUGUCCCUAAAGCACUCAACACAAAAACAAUUGAUGGAAGGAAAAGAAAAUAUUAUUUUUGAUUAGGCUUUAAGGACAAAAAAGGUAGAUAGUGAGGUUUUUUGUGUGCAUAAAUGAGAUUAUGCAAAAAUACCAUGCACGACUAUUAAUUGAGUUCAUGCAUUUUAAGCAUGUAUAUCAACCAGUAAUUAAAAAUGGCCUAACUUGAUUUGUGCUUUGACUUUUGAUUGUUGGAAGUUGUUCAUUUAUAAGAACAAUAUAGUAGAUUUUUAUUGUGUAAUCAGUCAUUUGAAAAAGUAAAAAUGUUUCAGUUCAAUGAGCUGAAGUGUAUUUUGAAAGAGAUAAUGUAUGAACAGGUUAUCUUUGGGAUUUAUCUGUCAAAAUGAAAUUGAUGUAUAUAAUUUUACGGGACAUGAAGUUUUUAGUUAAUUGUACUUGAAUAAAAAUUUUAAAUGUAUGCUUAAAUUUGUGUAAUAGAAGACUGAAAAUAAAGAAUGAGAUAUUAUUGUUGAUGAAAACGUUUUUACAUGUGCACAAAAAUUAUAUUUUUUAGAAUUGUACAAUGAAUUUCCAUAAAUACCUAUACCUUAGGUUGUGAAACAUAAAAAUGUUGAUGCAAUGGGUCAAUAGAUUGUCAUUUUGUAAAAAAUAAAAAUGAGCAAACAUUAUUAUAAUUCAUGAAUAAGCUUAACAUGAAAAUAGAUAGAAUAAUCAGUUUCAUGGAAUGAAAACAUUUCAUGUUUAUUAUAUUUGAAAAUAAAUGUCUUAUUGUUCAUUAAAACUCAUUUUUAAUUA